AUGACUGUUGCAUUCCCGGGCUACUUGACGGUGCGGCGCAAGAAAAAGUUCCCUGCUGGACCAGCAGACAUGCGGACCAACAUGGUUUUUGACGAUGACAGGACUCAGCUGCAGGAGUUGUGUGCCCGCCUCCAUUGGGACUUUGGUCUGCUCUGCCAGAUCGCGGCAGAGUGGGAGGCACGAAACAGCAGCGACGCGAGCAUGUUUGGAUUCGACUCCACCAUCUUCUUCUGCGAAACUGUAUGGGGAGUCGAAAAGUGUCGGCGCAGCCAGUGGACUUCGAGUAUCCAGCUGAAAUAUACCGAAGCAUUCAAUCAGGUGUACCUAGAUGUCAGAAGCUGUCUCCGCCCCAUAGACAGCAAAGGGAAAGGCGAGGGUUCAUCUGCGAUUGUGCCCUUUUUCGAGGCGCAGUCUGUGGAACAACAUCACAGUCCAAGUCAGCAUCUGCCGAACUCGGAGUAG
Fonsecaea multimorphosa CBS 102226 is the source of this 462-nucleotide messenger RNA. RefSeq lists its product as uncharacterized. The coding region runs from base 1 to 462 and encodes 153 amino acids. The transcript is spliced from 2 exons. Lineage: Eukaryota; Fungi; Ascomycota; Eurotiomycetes; Chaetothyriales; Herpotrichiellaceae. The record is from RefSeq and is a predicted model, not a curated record.